UUGGGGGCGUGACAGGUUUGGUGGGAGUUUUCGCGGGAAAUAUGGUGGGUGGAGUCGAAUACAAACAAAACAAAGAUGGCCUCAGCUUCAUCUUAUUCUUUAUCUUCUGGCAGAACUGGUGAUCUUAAGAACAACAUGAUAAAGUUAUUGAGGGAACUCGAACGUAUGAAACUCUCAGUUGAGCCUAACAUCAAAAGUCUAUCUCAAGGUGUCCCUUCUGCUUUCCUUCCUCUUCUUCAUGCAGCACUGAUGGAUUAUUCACUACCUCUGGCCAAGCACAUUGCAUCAAUGGAGAUUGACCUGUACAGCAAAAAUGACCUUAAAUUUGUAGAUGGACUUUAUAAGGUUAUGAGAGAUGUCUUUGAGUAUCGGCCUCAAUUGUCACGUGAUAAAUUCCUCUCCGAUGGGUUUGCCGAAAGGAAGAUCAUCCUCUCCUGUGACGUGCUCCAUCAUUGCCAAAGAAUGCACUUAAAGCUCACUGGAACCAGUAAAAACCCCAGACCCCUCACAAGGGGUCCUAGGAAUAAGCUAAUUACCAGUACUAGCGUCCAUACAUUAUCUGAUUCGGCCGGUAUUGGAAACUAUUGGCAAGAAAAACAAUCAAGCCUAGUGACAUUAAGCCGGAGGGAAGACUACAUUCCACCCUCACCACCUCAAACUCCAUCUCUCUCACCCUCUAUUGGACUCCAGCUGCUAACUGACCCUUCUCUUGACAUAACUCCACUUCAAACGCCUUUAAAAUAUCAACCAUUAGCUCCUCUGGCUGCUAGAAAAGAAGAGACACAGCCCAGAGAAGAGUCAGACAUAACUGGCCCUGUGAAGGAGAAGGAGCAAGAGCUACAGCUUAGAGGAAGUGUCCAACCAAACCUUAUCACUAGUACUAGCAGUAACGAAGAAGCUCCACUUCCAGUGAUUAUAAAGGAAGGUCCUCAGCUAAUGGAGACACCUCUUACUGGAUGUGAGCCACUGGACAAGGAGAAUGUAAUACCACAAUAUAACUGUGGAUCUGAAAAAAGAACUAAGAUAUAUAAAGAUAGGCCACUAAUGGAGUCUAAUGUAGAUAUUUCAAGUGAGCACAACUCUAGGAGUGGUGCCUUGCUAAAUGAGAGCUUACCAAAGUCAAUGUCUACAGCAUCUGUUGAUGUAAAUCUAAUGUUAGAUAAGAUGACUCAUUUGUCUGAGACUGUUCAUACUCUCAGUGCUAGAUUAGUCCUACUUGAAACACAGCUUAAAAUUAAAGACACAAAAACUACAUCAGUUUGUCAUAUUGGUACCCAAACUGAAGAUCAACACCAUCCCAUCCUGUCACAAGAAACAGAGACACUGCUGGACCCCACCCUGUCACCAGUAUCAACCCCAACUCUCUCUCCUUCUCCUACCAACUUUACAAGUUCUCAUAGCUCAAGCAGACUUCUACCUGUUGCUGCUACAAGUCCACACAGUACAAGUGACUCAUUAUUAGCAACUGCUCCACAAACUCCUGAGGAUACAAGGCAACUCAUUCAAAGCUUGAGGGCUAGAGCACGCUCUACGAAAGAACUGCUGCACAAAACAGGCCAUGCAGCUUCUCAUGAUGAUAGUAUAUAGACCUUUACAUGAAAUCAUUUUAAAACAGAAUUAUAUACAACUCUA
Amphimedon queenslandica is the source of this 1632-nucleotide messenger RNA. Its product is annotated as centrosomal protein of 44 kDa-like. Gene Ontology annotation, cellular component: spindle pole. Bases 76 to 1587 code for a protein of 503 amino acids. Lineage: Eukaryota; Metazoa; Porifera; Demospongiae; Haplosclerida; Niphatidae. The transcript is spliced from 6 exons. The record is from RefSeq and is a predicted model, not a curated record.